Messenger RNA from Alosa alosa (allis shad), 2526 nucleotides. RefSeq names its product estrogen receptor 2a (gene esr2a). The record is from RefSeq and is a predicted model, not a curated record. NCBI's taxonomy places the organism in Eukaryota, Metazoa, Chordata, Actinopteri, Clupeiformes, Clupeidae. Gene Ontology annotation, cellular component: nucleus. Gene Ontology annotation, molecular function: sequence-specific DNA binding; nuclear receptor activity; steroid binding. Gene Ontology annotation, biological process: estrogen receptor signaling pathway; cellular response to estradiol stimulus; regulation of DNA-templated transcription.
CAGCGGGUGCUGGCAGCUGGUCGUUCUGUAAACCGCUCCGGCAGGAGGCUGUGUCGCUCACUGCGCCUGACGUUUUCAUUUGCAUCAGUCUUUUCUAUCGGGCUUUCAGAACUAACCCGAGCAGACGGUAGUUCCGCUUACCACAAAAAACGUAGGCUACAGUACUUGUGAUUUAGGGGAAACUGGAAAAGGUGCAAGUACCGGUGUGUGUGAAGUUUGUGUAGCCUAGUUGGCCGACUUUUGGAGGGGCACGAAGAGGUUAUGCUGUCUCUGCGUUGUUUUAACAGCUGUGAAGACCGUCGUCAGUGAUGUGAACUAUCAGUGCUUCAUCUCUCAUCAAAGCCAUUUCCUCUCACCCUCGGCAAGCACUGUAUUGUGCUUUCACAAAAAUGAAAUAAGAUCAUCUUACCGGAGCACAGAAUCAGUAUUGUGAAGAUAAACACCAGUUCAGGGCUGAUAGUAAGGAUGUGAUAAGUCCCAACUAUCUCAAUCCACCCCCCCUCCACCUGCCCACUAAAGCCAUUCACACUGACACACACACACCGCGUCCCGUCCACCAUGACCCAGUCUCCGGACCGAGACGGGCCGCUGCUGCAGCUCCAGAAAGUGGACUCCAGCCAGGCUGGCGCCCGCGAGCUCUCCCCCAUUUUCAGUGGCCCGCCCCCAGCUGCCUUGCCCUCACUGGACAGCCAGCCCAUCUGUAUCCUGUCGCCCUACACGGAGCUGGGCCACGACUUUGGCGAGCCGCCCUUCUACGGCUCUGGCCUCGUGGGCUACGGCGGGCCUUCCAUCGCCGACUGCCCGCCCAUGCGCCAGUCGCUCAGCCCCACGCUCUUCUGGUCGCCGUCCACGCACCACGGACACGUGUCCCCGCUGCCCGUGCACCGGCCGCAGUCCCGUCUCGGACAGCACGGAGGGCCAACCCAUGGGGCCUGGGCAGAGCUUACAGAGGAGAACCGGAAGCCGGUGGGAAAGCGAGGGCUCUGCGAGGCCCGGGCUCAGGCCGGAGGCAAGGCCGACAUGCACUUCUGCGCCGUUUGUAGCGACUACGCCUCAGGCUACCACUAUGGCGUCUGGUCCUGCGAGGGCUGCAAGGCCUUCUUCAAGAGGAGUAUCCAAGGCCACAAUGAUUACAUCUGCCCGGCAACCAACCAGUGCACCAUCGACAAGAACCGCCGCAAGAGCUGCCAAGCCUGUCGCCUGCGCAAGUGUUACGAAGUGGGAAUGAUGAAGUGUGGGAUGCGGCGGGAUCGUAGCACCUACAACCGCUGCUCCAGUGGACAGCCGCGGAGGAUGCCUCGCUUGGUCACCCGGCCCAGUAGCAACGGGCAGAGGCGGGAGGUGGCAGCGGAGGAGAACGAAGGUCUGCACCAGACAGCGGCGAUGCCGGCCGCGAGGGAUCGUUCGGACGGGACACUGACUCCAGAGCAGCUGAUUGCGCGCAUCCUGGAGGCGGAACCACCGGACAUCUACCUGAUGAAGGACAUGAAGAAGCCUUUCACCGAGGCCAACGUCAUGAUGAGCCUCACCAACCUUGCUGACAAAGAGCUCGUGCACAUGAUCAGCUGGGCCAAAAAGAUACCAGGCUUUGUGGAGCUGGGUCUGCUGGAUCAGGUGCACCUGUUGGAGUGCUGCUGGCUGGAGGUGCUCAUGCUGGGCCUGAUGUGGAGGUCUGUGGACCAGCCUGGGAAGCUCAUCUUCUCCCCUGACCUCGUCCUCACCAGGGAUGAUAGCAGCUGUGUGCAGGGGUUCAUGGAGAUCUUUGACAUGCUGCUGGCAGCUACGGCCCGCUUCAGGGAACUCAGACUGCAGAAGGAGGAGUAUGUCUGCCUCAAGGCCAUGAUCCUCCUCAACUCCAACAUGUGCCUGAGUGCAUCCGACGGUGGUGACGGCGAGGAGUUCCAGAGCCACUCCAAGCUGCUGCAGCUUCUGGACGGCGUGACGGACGCGCUAGUGUGGGCCAUUGCCAAGGGAGGGGGCAGCUUUCAACAGCAGUCCACCCGCCUGGCCCACCUACUCAUGCUGCUGUCGCAUAUACGACACCUCAGUAACAAAGGCAUGGACCAUCUGCACUGUAUGAAGAUGAAGAAGAUGGUGCCGGUCUACGACCUGCUCCUCGAGAUGCUGGAUGCGCACGUCAUGCACAGCUCACGGCUGCCCGUCCCCCUGGCCCAGGACCCCCCCGCACCUCUGACCAGGAAUCCCAUCAGGCCCCCGGGCCCACUCUCCUGCCCCAGGACACACUGGCCCCACCCAGGGGUGGGCGACUACAGAGACCCCUCAGAGUUUGCCUUGAAGACAGACCUGUCCUAGAGCACAGAUGGACUGAGAGCUUCAGAAGAUAGCUAGCGAGAUGAGGGACAGUGCCGCUGACCGCCGUGUGCCGUAUGUACAGUGAAGUUCUGCCUGAAUAAUGUGCCAAAAAGGUUUUGACCUUUGACACUGGACUGAUGACUUUUGAAACUACACUCUGUAUGAAAUCUCAGGGAACUGGAGAUUGGAGAGAGAUUCCUUCUGGGAGGGUUU